CCAACACGACAAGGCCCUUCAGGUUCUAGUCCAGUUCUGCGGGAUCGUCCUGGAGAGAGGAGAACCUAAGCCAGACCUUGCAGAGGAGGAGAAGAUGGAAUCAGAGGAGAACCCAGAGGAGCAGAAGAAGAUGGAAGAGGAGGAGAACCCAGAGGAGCAGAAGAAGAUGGAAGAGGAGGAGAACCCAGAGGAGCAGAAGAAGAUGGAAGAGGAGGAGAACCCAGAGGAGGAGAAGGAGAUGAAAACAGCGACAACCGAUGAGACUGAGGUCUGUCCUACAGACAGUAGAACUACUGUCCUACUGUCUGGAUCUAGGACUUCAUUAUGAAGUCUGGCCAACUGUUCUACUGUCCUACUGUCUGGAUCUAGGACUUCAUUAUGAAGUCUGGCCAACUGUUCU
This is a messenger RNA of Oncorhynchus keta (chum salmon), 400 nucleotides long. RefSeq lists its product as uncharacterized. The transcript has 2 exons. Bases 95 to 328 code for a protein of 77 amino acids. The record is from RefSeq and is a predicted model, not a curated record. Lineage: Eukaryota; Metazoa; Chordata; Actinopteri; Salmoniformes; Salmonidae.